Messenger RNA from Bufo bufo (common toad), 6260 nucleotides. It is a transcript of the gene PRR14L, whose product is annotated as proline rich 14 like. Bases 1 to 5100 code for a protein of 1699 amino acids. The record is from RefSeq and is a predicted model, not a curated record. NCBI's taxonomy places the organism in Eukaryota, Metazoa, Chordata, Amphibia, Anura, Bufonidae. The transcript is spliced from 10 exons.
AUGGUCACACGUGGGUACUGCGGUUCUGUGGGACUGAGGGAGGGUGAAUCUUCAAACUCGCAGGUCAGAGAAGACUUCCUUGAGAUCAGCAUCGCACAUGACCAUACCAAUCAGCUCAAUAUGAGAGAUGGUCAUAAUGUGAGUGAUCCUGGGAGGAUGAAUGCUAAAACUGCAGGUAUGGAAGUCAUGGGCACUGGGACAGUUUUACAGUCGGAGCAGAGUGAGAGCGUGGGUAAUCUGGCGAAUGAACCUAACGGAAAUGAGCACCCAGACCUGGAGAUAUCUAACUCUGUCAAUGUGAUACCAGAAAUGAGCAGUACAGCAGCUACAGUGACCCACACGUCAUCAAUAGAGGGGUCUCUUGGAGGAUUGCUUCCCCAUGAAUGUACUGCAUUAAUGUCAUCAAGUCCCCAAUGCACAGCCUAUAACACAGGAGAUUCUGUAAAGUGCCUUGAGGUUGAACACUUGCCACAUCUUCAGAGUAUAUCAACUCAGAGAACUUUUCAACCUGUUGAUUUUCCAAAAGCCCCUACAAGUUUUCACAAAGCAUCUGUUUGCAAAGAGCAGGGAUUUUCCUGCAUAAAUGAAGUCAGGUCUGCAAUUUGCCUUUUGAAACCAAAUACAGCUGAUGAUAUAAAUGGACCACAAAAAAAUCAGCCAGAGGAUAAGGACUUAGACAUGAGCAUGGAGUCUGGUAAACAAGAAACUGAGACCACCUCAUCCAGUGAAAAACAGAAUGACAUCUCUAUCGCAUAUCCUUCCAAAACCACUUCUGCAAAGACUGAAAGCACAACACUCCAAGAUAGUCAGUCUGACACCUCAAAUGUUGGCUUGCAGUUAUAUGAUAAAUUUGUCAUUGAAAAUGAUAGUACAUCACCAGGGACCUUAGAAGAUGAUCUCUCUUUUAAACCACAUCUUCCACCUUGCUUAGAAAAUGUGACUAGUGCCAAAACACUUGACACUGAAGAAUGUUCUUCUUCCUCUAGCAUGAGUGAUUGUAACACCCCUCUCAGUGAUGGCGCUCCUGAUUGUCAAAAAUAUACAUGUGCCAAUAAAUUGGAAGAUGGUUCAGAUUUAAGUUCACACAGUACAUUGUGUCCAGAUGCACUGGCAAGCGUAUGCGGGGACCCUUCAUACGCAAGGUCUGCAAGAAGCUCUUCAGUAGAUUGCGUUGAAACCUCUUACAUUGACUGUAACCCUCAUAACAGAGAUACCGAGCCGGAUGGGGAAACUGAAGAACAAUUUACGUCUGUAGCCCCAGAGACCAAUUUAAAUUCUUAUUUUCUGCCCGUGAAGACCGAAGACAAUCAAUGCAGCAUUGCACAGACUGACAAGUUACCUCUGUCAGACACCACUGGGAAACAGGGGCUUUGUGACAAUAUACUAGUGGUAGUACAUGACACACCCACGUCCCUUAAAAUUGCUGAAGAUUCUGACCGUUUAGUUGACUCAGAAGUAUCAAAUUUUGAAUUAAAUGAUUCAAACACUGUUUUUCAUAAGAUCCCCAACUCUGACCAGUCUAUGACUCCUUCUCUUAUGCAAUCAAAUUUACUAGUAGAAAUGAAAGAAACAGUCUUGACCUCGAAUUACCUGACGGUGCCUUGUCGGACCGUAGGCUACCGUACUGACGAAACGCCAUCAUAUGCUCUUGUACCUUAUAUAGAUAUUUGGGAUUCUUUCUCCAAGUGUGAAAUAAAUUCACUGUCAUCCUUGAGGAUGCCCAUAAAUGUUAUCAACAAAACAUGUCAAUCCCAAGAAUUUAAGAAAGAUGCAGAUGAAUUGAAAGGCAGUGUUAAAGAAGGCACCCUCUUGGAAGAACCAGCUGAUGUUUCUUUGGAAGACGUCUGUAUGCUUAACGCGUUCAAGAACCCAGUAGAUGGUUUGAGCCUUUAUAGCGGUAAAUAUAAAGAUGGGCCAGUUGUAGAUGCUUUUAGCAAAAUGGGUACACUGUUAGCACAAGAAGUUACGUGCGAUGUCUCAUUAAAUUCAUUUACAUGCCAUAGUAUUAAUAUGUUUGAAAACAGAGCAUCCAGUAUACCCCCCACCAUCAACCAGUUAGACAUGUGUCGUUUUACUUCUGCUGCUUUAUGUGACUCUUCUGUAGCUUUAGAUGUGAAUAAUAUGCCUGUAUUCCCUCAAUUAGGUGAUAAUAGACGUGCAAAUGUGUGCUUCCUAAAAGAAAAGUGUGCGCAUCACUUGUCUUUGUCCCAUCAGCAUCUUGAUGGCUGUUCUGCUUUAUCAUUACCCACUUCUUCACCGAUCUCAAAGGUAGCCCUGAAUGAGAGUAAGAACAGCCCGAGUGAAGUGUUAGGCAGCUCACGACUGCAUGUUACUGAUCCAUCAGUGCCGAUACUGGAUGGUCUAGGUAAAUCUCUUGCACUAAUACAAGAUACAGAACUCAGUGCCACUCUUAAAGAGACUUUUAAAGCUUCAGACUCUGUACAGAUUUUGGCAGCAGAUAUAAAUGGUCCUGCACAAAGUGUGCGACCGGCUGUUUUAGGAGAGAACAGAAGCCCACUUAUGCUGCAUGUGGAGAAAUGUUUGACACGUGUGGAAAAGCCCUCUCCGGUGAAAUCCGUUGUUUCCAUUAAAACUAAAGCCACACGAGUCAAGUCCCAGAGAAAUGUGUUAAAUGCAGAAAUUAAAAUUCAUGAAAAGUUAUUGAUGGAAUGCCAGUCAUUAAGAGAGAGAACUGGACAAUCUGCGGGUUGCCAGAUGAAGAUGAGAGGUACGGCUGAAAACAGGAAGCAGUAUAAUUUGAGACCUGCACCUCAAAGCCUUAAUUGUUCUACAUCACAGGAAGCAAAAAGACCAAAGAUUUUUCAUGGAAAGGAUGUUCUACCUGUCAAUUCUGGCCCGUUGACCUGUGUAGACAAGUUUUCUCAGAAGUCAGAAAGCCACCGUCUCUCUCAGCCUAGACAAGCUUGUAACAGAAAGGAACCUCCAAAUUACAUCAGACACAGCUCUUUGGACACCAACAUCUCUGUGAAGAGGCAGCCACACAGAAAAUGUAAGAGCUUCGUCACCCAAGAAACCUUACCGAUAGACUUCAAGGCUCAGACCUGCAAGAGUUUCCCAAUUUCAAAAACACACAAUACCCAUGAUAUUAAUGUUGGCUAUAGAUCCUUGCCAGCAAAACAUGUAGAUUUAAAUCUGACUUCUAAGCUUCAUUAUUCCAAACCGACCAAGGGAGGUGCUUUGAGGCCUACACAUUUACUGAAAUCCAACCAAGAUCAGAUGUUGCUAACCAAAUUAUCAAGAAUUGCUAAUAGACUGACUACUCCAUCCAAAUCGGAAACAUUCUCCAACAACUUGAAAGUUAUUCCUUUUCGUGGCGUGAAGAUUCAGGCAAGAAAACUGCUGAAUGUCUUUUCAUGUGUCCGUAUGAGAAUGAACUUCCAGCCAGGGCAAAUUUGGCAAGAAAAUGUGUGCCUUACAUCAAGUAGAGACCGCCUUGUUUCUCAGUCUAUGAAUCUUUACCCAAAAGCUUACUUUAGUGGUCUAGGUGAUGCUUUUUCUUUAAACACUUGUGAUAAUUUAACAUUCCCUGUCUCUUUUCAUGUAAACGUAGAUCCUAGCUGUUUGUCAGACUUUGUAAACUUCAACCCCCCAGACUUUAUUUUAAGAAGUCCUCAGACUACUGCUCAGUCAUCAGAACUUUCUGAAUGGACACUGUCCCUUUUCCUUUCGUCCCACGUGCCAGCAGACACUGAAAAUAUUCACCUCCUCACACAGUGGAACCCAGAGUUUAGGUCUUUAGAAUCGAGUUCAGAGUCCAGCCAUACAAGAAAAGCUUUCAGAAAGUCUGGAUGCUCGAUGCUUGGCCUUCACACCGUACUUGCACUUUCAUCUCCUGGAUGUUACAGGUUGUGGACUAGGAGAAGGAAUCUGGGAAGUCGAAUUCCCACCGUCCAAAAACAUUUUGUAACACAGUUUGCACAUGGACUUAAGGGAUCACAGCCACAGUUUUUAAGAGCAAAAGACCAGUUUUCCUCAUUAGCAUUUUCACUAGGUCGUGUUCUCUCUACUUGGAGUCAACAUGGCUUGUCUACCUACUCUUCUGACUGUGCCAACACACAUCCAAACUGCAGUGUAUUGCUGCCAAGCCAGAGCAGCAACAGCAUCAGUGUAUGUAGAAGUCCAAAUGCAUUGGUUUGUGUUCCUCAGAUGCCCCUGAACACUAUUUCUCAAUUGAAUACAUACAGUUUACCUGCUCAGAACUUCAAUUUAAAUCUGAAACCGAGCAUAUGUCUUCAAGAAUAUCUGGGACUUCCAUUUCUUUUGUCCGCUCAACAGAAGGAUGAUCCGAGAUCCCUCUGUGUGAAAAAGAGAAACUUAAAUCUGCCACUUGACCCCUCUACUCAGCACAAAAAUAAUCUAGAACGUCCACUUGGUUUGUCUUCUCUGAAACAUAAUUUGAAGGCUAUAGUAAACACCUCUUUACUAAAAGAUCAGAACCCUACAGUUUGCUUAGACUCUCAUUGUGAUGGACACAUUCAGAAAGAUGCUGCUGUGGAUCUUCCUUGCCCUGAGUCACCACCUAAGGGCCAGGCAUGUCCUUUUGAGCAGAGAGAGAAUAUGUUCCUUCCCAGCACACAAAGUCAGAAAGAGGACCUGGGAAAUGAGAAGGGAUCCUUUGAAAGGAGGCCUCAACGAGUCUCUCAAAUUCGAAUCAGAAAAACUAUUCCCAAACCAGAUCCAAAUCUGACGCCAAUGGGUCUCCCAAAACCAAAAAGGGUAAACAAGAAAGAGUUCAGCUUGGAGGAUAUUUACACCAACAAGAAUUACAAGUCUCCACCACCAGCUCGUAGCCUUGAAACAAUAUUUGAAGAACCCAAAGAGAAGAAUGGGGUCUUAAUAUCUGUCUCCCAGCAAAAGCGGAAACGUAUCCUGGAGUUUAGAGACUGCACAGUCCCAAGAAUCAAGCGACCAAAAGGCAAAGUGAAAGUAAUGGCUAGCUGCAAGAGGGGGAGGAAAGCUGCCAUGGAGGGUGUACAGCUCGAUGCACUUCUGAUACAGAAACUCAUGGACCUAGACAGCUGUCUGAUGGAGGAAGAAGCCAUGGAAAGUGAUUCAGCAGUUUCUAAAAUGCCAAGCUGAUACCAACUAGCCAUCCUAAUAAAUGUUUAGUUUGUUCAGUUAAAUUAAUAGUCGUUUUCCAGCCAUGCUCUGGAAUUUGACAUUAAGUUGGACAGGUUAGUGGAUUUCUGCCACGGAAAGACUAAAGGCAUUCUAAGAUUUUCACAAAAUAUUAUGGUCAGUUUUUGACCUCACCAAAGGAGCACACGAUCUGAGCUUUGGCAUCAGGAAAUGUGCUUUAAGUUAAGGGACUUGCAUGUUUGCUUGAGACGUAGAUCUUUACUGAUCUUUCAGAUGGUCAUAAAAAAACAUCUAAACCCUGCACUGGAAAGUGAAGAAUAGCAUUAAUGCACUUAAAUAAUAUUGACUAUAUUUAUAAAUAUAUAUAUAUAUAUUCAUAGUUGUAAUGAAAAGGAAAACAGAUUUUAGCAAGUUCUAAUCAGGUUAAUAAGCUGUUGCUUGAUGCAGGUUUGUUCUUCCUCCUAUGUAAUUAACUGCACAUAUGCUGCACUGUUUUUGCGCAGUGCUGGUAAUUAUCGGUUUUGGUUCAUGAUUCCUAAAGGUACUUUUUAAUUUAUUUUUACCAUAAUUCUCACAAUACUGGCUUAUUAUGCUCCAUAUAUCCUAGUUAAUUCAAAAACGUCUUGUGCCUUGCAAGUUACUGUGAUAAAACCGUGUUUGAAACUUAAGGCUUUAAUCUAGAUAACUGGUUUUUAAUUUGAUAGAAAUUCCACGGCACUCCCAUAAGUUGUAGUUAAAAAAAAAAAUGUGUUCUUUAAUCACCAAUGCGACGUUUCAGUCCUCUCACUGGGACUUUUUUCAAGCAGUGAUGGUUUUUAAUUUAGCUCCGACCUCAGAAAAUCACUUCCGUUUUGUUUUUCAUACUGAUUUGGCUUAUAUUUAUAUGCAGCUUUGUAGCUAUGGUCCCAGUAGAUUAUCCAGGCUCAUUCAAUAGUUUACAUACACACUGCAGUUUUUCUAAAUCGUGGUCAUGGUCAAUGUGCAAACAUUGCUGGCUGCUCUUGUAAGGGUUAAUGGUAUUUCUCAACUUCUGUGUGGUAGUGAUAAGCAGCGUGUGCUCUGCUGUGUUACUUGGACCCUACGUUUCUGUGAAUUACAGAUAAUUUUUUUUUUUGUGUGUGUUUUUAAGUUAUAAAACUUUAAUAAACACCAGUUCUCAC